AUGUCUUCGUCCGAGGAGAAAUCACCAGUUGAUACCGAAGCACAACAUACCCCCGAUUCCGAUAAUGGUUCAACAGGAACCACAGUUCCACCUCAAUCGAUUCCACCAUCAUUUGUUUUUCGUACAAAUACCCGUAAUAAUAUCUAUAUUAAUCCAAUAACAAAUCUCACUUCAAUACCCUCUCCAAUUGAAAAUAACGAUAAAGUUGAGGAAUGUCCAAAGUGGGAUGAGAAAAAAGCUAUCGAAGGCGAAGAACGAACAUUACAGCGCAAGCACCAACUUAAUGUUGCGCAAGUACUCUAUGGAAAAGAUAUUGAACAAGAAGUGGUGGAGAAAUUCAAAGGUCCAAGAAACUUUUUGGACGGAUAUUAUAUUUAUUAUCUCAACGGACUGGAGGAAUGUCAGAAACAUACUGAAGCGAAGCGUAUCAUAAAGCGCGCUUUUACACCAGGAUUUCAAUUAGGAAAAAAAUAUAUUGAAUCAUGGAGUGAUGGAACGCAAGUUGAAUUUUUCAAAAGGUUCUACGAGAGUGCACAACGUCUAGAUGCUGUGCACAUGGUUCGAGAUAAUGUCAGGAAGAUCAUUGAGAUUUGGGGUAAAGGAGGAGGUGGUGGUGGAUCGAACAACAAUAAUUCUGCCAAUGAGCGAGGCAAUGACACAGAUAAGAAAAAUUAG
Molecule: messenger RNA, 675 nt
Organism: Acaulospora colombiana
Lineage: Eukaryota; Fungi; Glomeromycota; Glomeromycetes; Diversisporales; Acaulosporaceae
Source: the annotation of a GenBank genome assembly